Molecule: messenger RNA, 903 nt
Organism: Eremothecium cymbalariae DBVPG#7215
Lineage: Eukaryota; Fungi; Ascomycota; Saccharomycetes; Saccharomycetales; Saccharomycetaceae
Gene: UCC1
Product: Ucc1p
Exons: 1
Coding region: 1-903 (300 amino acids)
Source: RefSeq, a predicted model, not a curated record
AUGUUAAGUCUAGAUGAAUUCCCAGAUGAACUGAAACUAGAGCUGCUUAGCUUUGCUCCAGAGUUGCGUUUUGUCUCACGUGAAUGGUUUUGUCUCCAUAAUGUUUUAUAUGGGCUGCGAUGCAAUCGUAUUCAUCGAGGAGCGUGGUCUGACAUAGAAUUGGAAGUGGUUGCAGAAUACAUCAAAUCGGAGUUUUCCUUCUUGGAUCGGCUACGUGAGCUGUGUCACUGUUAUAUGUUGAGUGUGUGUAAGGAUAAUGGUGUGAUAAAAUACGUCACUGAUUCAUGGUAUUGGAUCUACUGUGCAUUGUUUGUGUUCCAAGUGAUACAGGUGGAGCCAGGGAUGUUGCAGACACCCAUGAGAUGCUUAGUGGUCAAAAAUAAUGAGCUUCCGAGUUUAAAUCUAUGGGUUGAAUUGACCGAAGUGAUACCUGAAUUGAAGCUUGAUAUCACUGUCACUGUUGUCUUGGGUAGUUUUAGUGAUAGCGAUGAAGAUAGAAGGAGUACAAUUAUAAUUAAACCGAAAUACCGUGAUGUUUCUGCAUGGGUCAACAGGAAGGGUUAUUAUUGUAUAUAUAUUAACAAGCUGAAUCUUCCAGCUUCUUGGAAUGCUACUACAGGAGUGCCAUUGAAGUUCGUCACUCAACUUUCCGGGACUGGUUCUCGGGCUUUGAAGGUACAUGCAAUUGACUUUACACCAUAUCAAGCUUCACAUGAAUGGUUUCUAUUCUAUACAUCUAGUGCUGCAUUUCAAAGAAUGAUUUCCCGCAGGCUGUGGUAUCGCAGCAGUCCUACACAGCCAAAUGGAGAUGCUCCACCUAAAAGGGAAUUUGUGUUCCGGUAUCCAAAUGUACAGCUGGAAAGUGACGACCUUGAUUGGACACGUCCUUAUAUACUCAAGUAA